AUGAUCACUCCAACCCCCACGACGAGCAAGACUCAAGACCCUCAAACUUAUUCGUCUGCUUCACCAUCACCUACAUUAUACGUUCAAAACUUAUGUGAUAAGUUAAAAAAAGAAGAUUUACGUAGGAUGUUGUACCAGUUGUUUUCAGUUCAUGGAAAAGUCUUAGAUGUAGUGGCUCUUAAAGGAGGUCAGAUGCGUGGUCAAGCUUUUAUUGUGUUCAGGGAUCUUCAAGGGUCUACUCAGGCUAUGAGGUAUUUGGAUGGAACUUUAUUUUUGGAACGAGAACUUAAAAUCAAAUAUGCUCGUAAACGAUCGUUUGCGACUGUUAAACAGAUUGCAGGAGAUGAAGUUUUAUAUCAAGUAAGAUUAGGUUUAAUUGAUCCUGAAACCCUUCAAGACGUAGCACGAAGUAAACUAACAGUUAGUGGAGCUCAAGCUGCAAAUGUAAAACAACCAGCAGAUUCAGCAGCAGCAGCAGCUGUCAAAGCAGCAGGAUCCGCACCCGUCUUAUCAGGAGAAGACCCGAAUCCAGUUUUAUUUUUGGAAGGUUUACCAGCCGAAGUAACAGAUGAUAUGAUGGCAGUUUUAUUUCAACAAUAUCCAGGAUUUCAAAGUGUAAGAUUAGUACCGGGUCGAACUGGGAUUGGGUUUGUUCAGUAUGAUACUUCUACUCAGAGUGAUAUGGCUAAGACUGCAUUAGAUGGAUUUCAACUUGCACCUGGAGUGAUGAUGAAAGUAGGAUUUGCACGUCGAGGUUAA
This is a messenger RNA of Melampsora larici-populina 98AG31, 759 nucleotides long. RefSeq lists its product as uncharacterized. Gene Ontology annotation, cellular component: U1 snRNP. NCBI's taxonomy places the organism in Eukaryota, Fungi, Basidiomycota, Pucciniomycetes, Pucciniales, Melampsoraceae. Gene Ontology annotation, molecular function: U1 snRNA binding. The coding region runs from base 1 to 759 and encodes 252 amino acids. Gene Ontology annotation, biological process: mRNA splicing, via spliceosome. The transcript has 6 exons. The record is from RefSeq and is a predicted model, not a curated record.